UGUGUGGGUGUGUGAGCGCGCAAUCGGCGCAUGUGUGAGUGCGAGUGGGAGAGCAAGACAAGACGUGUUCUUUUGGGCAAAAGCAAAUAAUUUGUUUUAUCAGAGAAAAACAAAAAGUUUCCAGUGAGCUGUUGCGAUAAAAACACGACAAUCGCAUUGCAGCCGCGACAGAAGCGAAAAAUCAGCCUCAGCUGACCGGAAAGUUCACUUGCGACGUGGAAAUUCACCAGAGAACGAACAAAAUUUCAGAAUGUGUGGGAUUUUCGCUUACUUAAAUUACUUGACUCCGAAAUCACGGCAGGAAGUCUUGGAUCUCCUGCUGCAGGGCCUGAAAAGACUGGAGUACCGCGGCUACGACUCCACGGGAAUAGCGAUUGAUGCGCUGAAUUCCGGGGAAGCACAGUCGAUACUCCUGGUGAAAAGAACCGGGAAGGUGAAGGUCCUAGAGGAUGCGGUUGCAGAGGUUUGCUUGGGCGGGGACUACUCCCUGCCCAUCGACACCCACAUAGGAAUCGCCCACACUAGGUGGGCCACCCACGGAGUGCCCUCCGAGGUCAACUCUCAUCCGCAGCGAUCCGAUCAGGAGAACAGCUUCGUUGUGGUCCACAACGGCAUCAUCACGAACUACAAGGAUGUGAAGACUCUGCUGGAGAAGAGGGGAUACGUCUUCGAAUCGGACACGGAUACGGAGGUGAUAGCCAAGCUGGUGCACCACCUGUGGCAGCAGCAUCCUGGCUACACCUUUGGCGAGCUCGUGGAGCAGGCAAUUCAGCAGCUGGAGGGCGCCUUUGCUAUCGCUUUCAAGUCGAAGCACUUUCCCGGCGAGUGUGUGGCCUCCCGACGAGGUUCGCCUUUGCUGGUUGGCAUUAAGGCCAAAACCAAGCUGGCCACGGACCACAUUCCCAUCCUGUACGCCAAGGCCCAUCGGCCACAUGGCCAACCUGCCCAGCAGGCCUUUCAAUUGUUGCCCUCCGGCGACUGCAGUGCGGAGUUCCAGCCGCUGGAGCGCAAGGAAGUGGAGUACUUCUUCGCCUCGGAUGCCUCUGCAGUUAUAGAGCACACCAACAGGGUGAUAUAUCUUGAAGACGACGACGUGGCCGCCGUAAAGAGUGAUGGCACCCUCAGCAUUCAUCGCCUGAACAAAUCCUCGGAUGAUCCGCAUGCCAGGGAGAUCAUCACGCUGAAAAUGGAGAUCCAGCAGAUCAUGAAGGGCAACUACGACUACUUCAUGCUGAAGGAGAUCUUCGAGCAGCCGGAAUCCGUGGUGAACACGAUGCGAGGAAGGAUGCGGUUCGAUACGCAGACCGUUGUUCUCGGAGGAAUCAAGGAGUACAUUCCCGAGAUCAAGCGCUGUCGCCGUCUGAUGCUGAUUGCCUGCGGAACAUCCUAUCACAGCGCAGUGGCCACCAGGCAGCUCCUGGAGGAACUCACGGAACUGCCCGUAAUGGUGGAACUGGCCUCUGAUUUCCUGGACAGAAAUACUCCUAUUUUCCGCGACGAUGUGUGCUUCUUUAUCUCCCAAUCCGGGGAGACAGCCGACACUCUAAUGGCUCUGCGGUACUGCAAGCAAAGGGGAGCCCUCAUCGUGGGCGUGACCAACACGGUGGGCAGCAGUAUCUGCCGGGAGUCGCACUGCGGAGUGCACAUCAACGCGGGGCCCGAGAUUGGAGUGGCCUCCACCAAGGCGUACACCUCUCAGUUCAUUUCUCUGGUUAUGUUUGCUCUGGUCAUGUCGGAGGAUCGCUUGUCCCUACAGCAGCGGCGGCUGGAGAUCAUCGACGGACUGUCCCAGUUGGAUGAGCACAUCAGAACCGUCUUAAAGCUGAACUCGCAGGUGCAGGAGCUCGCCAAGGAGUUGUACCAGCACAAAUCGCUGCUCAUCAUGGGCAGGGGCUUCAACUUCGCCACCUGUUUGGAGGGAGCACUGAAAGUCAAGGAGCUUACGUACAUGCACAGCGAAGGAAUCCUGGCUGGCGAACUGAAACACGGACCUCUGGCGCUCGUGGACGACGAGAUGCCGGUGCUGAUGAUCGUCCUGCGGGAUCCUGUGUACACCAAGUGCAUGAAUGCCCUGCAGCAGGUGACUUCGCGGAAGGGCAGACCCAUCCUGAUUUGCGAGGAAGGCGACAAUGAAACAAUGUCCUUUUCCACUCGGUCGCUGCAGAUCCCCAGGACGGUGGACUGCCUUCAAGGAGUGCUGACGGUUAUUCCGCUGCAGCUGCUCUCCUACCACAUUGCCGUUUUGCGGGGAUGCGAUGUCGACUGCCCCAGGAACCUGGCCAAGUCGGUGACCGUGGAGUAGACGGCAAAAUCAACGGCAUUGCCGGCAUCAAUAAUUCCAUUUUAGUAUCUGCCUGAAAAAAACAAACCCUAGGACCUAAGUUGAUAUUCUUUUGGUAUUUUCACGGAUUCAAAGCCGAACUUUUUGAUUAACCCGCUGUGCCCGUCCGGCUAAAGCCGGAUCUGUUAACCCCCUGCAUUUUGUAGCCCUUACUGACCUUUUUGUGUUGUGAAACUAUAUUUUUUGUGAAUGUGCAAUUGAAAUAUAAAUAUUUCCAGAUUUUCAUAAAAA
This is a messenger RNA of Drosophila ficusphila, 2572 nucleotides long. It is a transcript of the gene Gfat2, whose product is annotated as glutamine--fructose-6-phosphate aminotransferase [isomerizing] 2. Gene Ontology annotation, biological process: UDP-N-acetylglucosamine metabolic process; carbohydrate derivative biosynthetic process; fructose 6-phosphate metabolic process. The record is from RefSeq and is a predicted model, not a curated record. The transcript has 2 exons. NCBI's taxonomy places the organism in Eukaryota, Metazoa, Arthropoda, Insecta, Diptera, Drosophilidae. Gene Ontology annotation, molecular function: L-glutamine:D-fructose-6-phosphate transaminase (isomerizing) activity; carbohydrate derivative binding. The coding region runs from base 251 to 2302 and encodes 683 amino acids.